GGUGGAAGUUCUGAUAACACCCCCGCCUCCGAGAGGUCUACAGGCAGACUUGCUGAGGUUUUUGCAUCUGUUGUCGGGCAUGCUAGGUGAAUGUCCGGUUCUUUCUCUGCGGUGCGCUCUGCCAAUCUUGGAUUUGAUCGUGUGCGUGAGGGUAAGAAAGUUGUUGUUGCUUCUGCUGGAAAGGAAAGGCGUGCGCAGUACCUAGCUGAUAUGAAGAAGGAACUAAUGAAGGAGUACAAAGCGGACCUUGAGGUCCUGUGCAGGAAGGACAACAUCAAGUACGUUAACAAGAAACAGGUCGUUAACGAAUUGGUUGAACUUCGGGCCCAAGAGGCGUACGGCGAGAAAGAUGACGACCAGGAUGAGGAUCUGCUCAAUGCCGACGCUACUGAAUCGCAAGAGGAGAAUCCUUAUCAGGAAUUAGUUGAAUGUCUGGUCCAUAAUGUUGAGUCGGUAGCCUCAGAUGAGUUGGUUCUCAAAGAUUGGCAUGACAAACUGGAUGGUUUGGUUGUGGCCUCGAUCGAUCACAAUAUCGGAGACUCUCUGGUCUGCUGCAUGAGCGUUUAUCACAAUGCUUUGGCUAAUAUGUAUUGGAGGAACGAAGGCUUUCAGAUCAUUCCCUUGCAAGAGGGCGACAUUCUGGAUACCUGCAAACGCAGGUUUGACAGGAUUAACAGAGGAGCUAUCGCACCUUGGAACCCGAAAGGGGAUGGCAUCAUCGCUGGGACUCCCCUCGAAAGACAGCCGACUUCGAACCAUCUGUACGCUCCCAGCGCUCCACCAUUGCCUUCAAGCACGAGUAUUGUACCAGUUCCCAGUGUUGCUGCACCGACUCCAAGAUCCAGGUCGUCAUCCCCAUCUCCGUUGGCUUCAAACGCUAUUGUCCCAUUCCAACUCAGGCCGGUCAGCCAGUACAGCGGUGGUGGGGGUUGGAAUUCUCAACCAAGGAAUCCGGGGAAUGGUGAGAUUGCGGCAUUGCUAAGGGAGCUGGUGAAUAGUGAUAGGGAGAAGAGGGAGAGGAAGAGGGAAGAGGAAGAUCGGAACGCUAGGGAGGAGCAGAUCGCUAAAGCUAAGGAGGAGGAGACGGCGAGGCUGGAAUCUGAAGAGAAGAAGGAGAAGGAUAGAGAAACGCGCAUGGGUAAGAUGUUUGCCGAACAGAUCGCGACAUUGGAAAAGAAGACGGAAGAGGAUGCUGGUUUCAAGAGAGAUCCAGCGAAAGGUAAAGAUAAGGAUAGGUCGAAUGAUAGUGAUGCCAAGACUAAGGACGGGACUUGUAAGAUUGGUGACGUUGACUCUAAGAAACGUGGGCAAGACGCUCUCCAAGGUGGAUCCCCAGUCGCACCUGAUGCCGACAGGCAGAAGACACAUGCUGAGGUGGUUAUGGGUAAGAAAGUUGUUGUUGCUUCUGCUGGAAAGGAAAGGCGUGCGCAGUACCUAGCUGAUAUGAAGAAGGAACUAAUGAAGGAGUACAAAGCGGACCUUGAGGUCCUGUGCAGGAAGGACAACAUCAAGUACGUUAACAAGAAACAGGUCGUUAACGAAUUGGUUGAACUUCGGGCCCAAGAGGCGUACGGCGAGAAAGAUGACGACCAGGAUGAGGAUCUGCUCAAUGCCGACGCUACUGAAUCGCAAGAGGAGAAUCCGUCCUGAUGUCUUAUUGGGACACGGGGUGGUUAUGGGAUGCUGCAAUUAGCCUUCGCACGACGAGAAAAGCCGCUGGUCUGAAAGGGUCAGACAGUGUUCGUCGGGAGAUGGUUAUGCGAUUUGUCAUACUCAUGCUGGUUGCUGUAGGGGCUAUUAGUUGGGGUAAGGAGUUUGUUGACUACUGGUUAUACUCGGUGCAUUCUGGACAUGACAUCUGUGCUGACGAAGGACGAUGUGUUUAUGUUUUUCUCUCGCCUUGGUCUAAAGCCUCGUAUAUUGGGUCCACAGGCCGGGGCAUUACUGUCCGUUGGAAAGAGCAUGUUCGUUUAGCCUAGUCUAAUGUUCGGGGCCGGAAUCAUAAGCUAAAACGUU
Molecule: messenger RNA, 2016 nt
Organism: Chara braunii
Lineage: Eukaryota; Viridiplantae; Streptophyta; Charophyceae; Charales; Characeae
Source: the annotation of a GenBank genome assembly